This is a messenger RNA of Lepus europaeus (European hare), 3230 nucleotides long. RefSeq names its product transglutaminase 2 (gene TGM2). Gene Ontology annotation, molecular function: protein-glutamine gamma-glutamyltransferase activity. NCBI's taxonomy places the organism in Eukaryota, Metazoa, Chordata, Mammalia, Lagomorpha, Leporidae. Bases 76 to 2139 code for a protein of 687 amino acids. The record is from RefSeq and is a predicted model, not a curated record. The transcript is spliced from 13 exons. Gene Ontology annotation, biological process: peptide cross-linking.
UCCGCAGCGCCGCCGCCUGUGGUCCGCGCUGGAGGGUUCCCCUGCCCGUCCGAGGAGCCACCGCCGCCUCUGAGCAUGGCCGAGGAUCUGAUCCUGGAAAGAUGCGACCUGGAGCUGGAGGCCAAUGGCCGCGACCACCACACGGCCGACCUGUGCCAGGACAGGCUGGUAGUGCGGCGGGGCCAGCCCUUCUGGCUGACGCUGCACUUCGAGGGCCGCAGCUAUGAGGCCGGCGUGGACACCCUCACCUUCAGCGCCGUGACUGGCCCAGCCCCCAGCGAGGAGGCAGGGACCAAGGCUCGCUUCCCGCUGUCCGAUGCCGUGGAGGAGGGCGCCUGGACAGCCUCGGUGGUGGACCAGCAGGACGGCGUCCUGUCACUGCAGCUCAGCACCCCGGCCACCGCCCCCAUCGGCCUGUACCGCCUCAGCCUGGAGGCCUCCACCGGCUACCAGGGCUCCAGCUUCGUGCUCGGCCACUUCACCCUGCUCUUCAACACCUGGUGCCCGGCCGACGCCGUGUACCUGGACUCGGAGGAGGAGAGGCGGGAGUAUGUGCUCACACAGCAGGGCUUCAUCUACCAGGGCUCGGCCAAGUUCAUCAAGAGCGUCCCUUGGAACUACGGGCAGUUUGAGGACGGGAUCCUGGACACCUGCCUGAUGCUCCUGGACAUCAACCCCAAGUUCCUGAAGGACUCCUGCCGCGACUGCUCGCGCCGCAGCAGCCCUGUCUACGUGGGCCGGGUGGUGAGCGGCAUGGUCAACUGCAACGAUGACCAGGGCGUGCUGCAGGGACGCUGGGACAACAACUAUGGCGACGGCGUCAAUCCCAUGUUCUGGAUUGGCAGCGUGGACAUCCUGCGGCGCUGGAGAGACUAUGGCUGCCAGCAGGUCAAGUACGGCCAGUGCUGGGUCUUUGCUGCCGUGGCCUGCACUGUGCUGCGGUGUCUUGGCAUCCCCACCCGGGUGGUGACCAACUACAACUCGGCUCAUGACCAGAACAGCAACCUGCUCAUCGAGUACUUCCGCAAUGAGUUCGGGGAGCUCCAGGGUGACAAGAGCGAGAUGAUCUGGAACUUCCACUGCUGGGUGGAGUCGUGGAUGACCAGGCCUGACCUGCAGCCUGGCUACGAGGGGUGGCAGGCCCUCGACCCGACGCCCCAGGAGAAGAGUGAAGGGACAUACUGCUGUGGCCCCGUUCCGGUUCGCGCCAUCAAGGAGGGUGACCUGAGCACCAAGUACGACGCGCCUUUUGUCUUCGCCGAGGUCAACGCCGACGUGGUGGACUGGAUCCAGCAGGAAGAUGGGUCCAUGCACAAAUCCGUCAACCACUCCCUGGUGGUGGGGCUGAAGAUCAGCACGAAGAGCGUGGGCCGCGACGAGCGCGAGGACAUCACCCACACCUACAAGUUCCCGGAGGGGUCCCAAGAGGAGAGGGACGCCUUCACCAGGGCCAAUCACCUGAACAAGCUGGCCGAGAAGGAGGAGACGGGGGUGGCCAUGAGGAUCCGCGUGGCCGAGAGCAUGAGCAAGGGCAGCGACUUCGAUGUCUUCGCCCACAUCACCAAUGACACGGCCGAGGACCGCGCCUGCCGCCUCGUGUUGUGUGCCCGCACCGUCAGCUACAACGGGGUCCUGGGGCCCGAGUGCGGCACCAUGGACCUGCUCAGCCUCGCCCUGGAGCCCUUCUCUGAGAAGAGCAUCCCCCUUCGCAUCCUGUAUGAGAAGUACCGGGACAGCCUGACACAGUCCAACCUCAUCAAGGUGCAGGGCCUCCUCAUCGAGCCAGCUGCCAACAGCUAUGUGCUGGCCCAGAGGGACAUCUACCUGGAGAAUCCCGAAAUCAAGAUCCGGGUGCUGGGAGAGCCCAAGCAGAACCGCAAGCUGGUGGCUGAGGUGUCCAUGCAGAACCCGCUCUCGGUGCCCCUGACAGGCUGCUCCUUCACGGUGGAGGGGGCCGGCCUGCUCAAGGAGCAGAAGACGGUGGAGAUCCCGGACCCCGUGGAGCCAGAGGAGGUGGUCAAGGUGAGGGUGGACCUGCUGCCGCUGCACGUGGGCCUGAGCAAGCUGGUGGUGAACUUCGAGAGUGACAAGCUCAAGUCCGUGAAGGGCUUCCGGAACAUCAUCAUCGGCCCCUCCUAAGGGGCCUGCGCACUGCCCCCAGCCUGCGGAGAGCCCCCAGUCUGAUACUAAUCCUUACCCCAAGUUAACAGGCGACUUUUGCCCCUUCUUGGGCCCACAGCCCAGGGCGGGGGUGGGCUGCCAGGGGGACCCUUCGGAAUGGGAUGUACCCUGACAGCUGUCCUGACCACCUCUGCCAGCCUAGCCCCCCACCCAUGCCCCUUAACCAUGAGGACUGUUCCGUGCCAUCACACUAGGAAUCUUGACCUUGACUGACCACGGCUGGGGCGGGGGAGGAGGGAGCCAUACCUCCUUACCCAGCCCAGGUAGCACCUGGGAAGCCAGCGAUGGCCGCCACAUUGUUGAAUCCACUGCCAGCCCCCCUGGAGUGGGCACAAAAGGGGCAAAAGUGUGCCGGCUGGAUGGCACUGCCUUCCCUCUGUGGUCCUCAGCUGCCCCUUGCAUGUGAUGGAACUGCUCAUCUCCAAGUGCCUGAUGCUGUGUCGCCCAGCCUUGUAAAUAACCCCAGGGUCCGUUCCCUGCACCUGCAAGCCUUGGGUCCUGGGCCCACAGUGCUCCUGAGAGUGAAACGAUGAGCAUGCCGGCCCCUUCUCCCCGGCCCUGAGCCCAGGUGCCGCCCUUCAGAUCUCAGUACUAGGGAAGAGCCCUGGGUGCCUGGACUCCCAGGAGCCUUAGCUGUGGAUGCUGGUCACUGCCCAGUGAGGGCGGUGCCUUGGGCACGCCCUCUCUGCAAGGCUAGGACCUCCAGGCGCAGCCCUUGCCCCUAAGUUGUCAUCUCUGGCUCUAUGUCCUGCUCUGUGUGACUGGGCCUCCCUCAGGCUGGAAGGCGGUGUGGGAGAGAUGAGGUCACAGUCACCAGGGUCCCCAAAAUCCCAGAGAGGAUUGGGGAAAACCGCACUGGUGCACUUGGAGUAGUUUCUGUUUUGCAUGGGGAAGAAUCACAAAGUGAGCCACUGUGUGCAUGUUCUGUGUAGACAUAGCUCUGGUUCUCUAUGGUUCUGUAAGCUGUGGGGUUCCAAGCAGGCAGUGGAUGUGCUUUUGAACCACAAGAAGCAAGCACUGAAAUAAAAGAGCUUAUCUGCUGCACUCAA